AGGAGGAGAGAGAUGAGGAGCAGAGCCCAGUGUGCACCAUGCCAGCCGGCCUCCACCUGUUCCUGGCCGCCCUGCCUCUGCUCACCCUUCUAGGACAGCCUGUGGACUCCUAUUUUGGGCUAACUAGCAAGGAGUCACUCUCACAGUACACUUCACCGUCAUCUGUAAUUGGCAGCAACCACAAUCGACCCCACCUCAAACAGUGUGAUCUGCUGCCCCUUACACGGAGGCAGAAGAGAUUGUGUCGAAAAGAACCAGGUUUGGCAGAAGCACUGAAGGAAGCAGUUCGAUUGGGUAUUGUGGAAUGCCAAUACCAACUACGCAGUGAACGCUGGAACUGCAGUCUACAAGGCAGGGGGAGUCUCUUAAAAAGAGGAUUUAAAGAGACAGCCUUACUAUAUGCAGUGUCUUCUGCUGCUUUGACUCAUUCGCUAGCUAAGGCUUGCAGUGGAGGUAAAAUGGAACGUUGCACAUGUGAUGAUUCUCCAGGGCUAGAGAGCCAGAGAGCAUGGCAGUGGGGGGUCUGUGGAGAUAAUCUACGUCAUAGCACUCGCUUUCUUCAGAACUUCUUGGGCCAAAGAAAAGGAGGAAGAGACAUGAGAGCCAAGGUGGAUCUGCACAACACCAAUGCUGGAAUAAAGGCUGUAAAGAGUGGGCUAAAGACGACAUGUAAAUGCCAUGGAGUAUCCGGUUCAUGUGCUGUUCGCACCUGUUGGAAACAACUCUCCCCUUUCCACGAAACAGGAGCUUUGCUCAAAGCAAAGUACGACAACGCGGUGAAAGUUCUGGGAGCCACUAAUGAGGCAGUGGGAGGUCAUGAGUCUUUAGGACACUCCUUUGGCCGUUCUCCACGAUCCACUGAUCUAGUCUACUUAGAGGAUUCUCCCAGUUUCUGUCGUGCCAGUCGCUUUUCACCUGGUACUGCCGGGAGAGUGUGUUCUCGGGAGACCACCUGUGACAGUCUGUGCUGUGGAAGAGGGUACAACACGCAGAGUCGUAUGGUCACCUUCUCCUGCCACUGCCAAGUGCAUUGGUGUUGCCACGUGGAGUGUCAGAAGUGUGUACAGCAACAAGACACCUAUACCUGCAAACAGUGACAUUAAAGUGGAGGAGAGAAGCGAGACCACAGACUUGAAAGAGGUGGUUCGCCUCUUAUCUUCCAUCUGACUAGACUGCCAUUACAUGUGCCCUCCAAUAAUUUUUGGACGGACGGACCUUGUUGGAAGGUGUUUAGGCAUCAAAUACUUUUUGUUGCAUUGACUCCAUUGAUACUAUGGUUGGUGGGUCACAGAUCAAGCCAUGGUAUAUUAUAGCUUUUUGCAUGUCCCACAGGAUCAAUAACCACUAUCUGAUGAAUACACCAAUAGAUUACUGAAGUAUUGUAGUAGAAGCACACUGCCUGGACAAUGUUCUGAGAAAACCGUUAUUGUUAGUAAAUCUGUCUACAGUACCUUUCCCUAUUGGUGGGCUUACUACUGAUGCUGAAGAUUUUAGUGUAUGAAAAUGUAACUGUCUAGCAAAUUAGUAUAUAAUAGUAACGUGCAAGAGACAGAUCUAUCAUGUGUGAGAUGUCUAUAAAGGGUUGAAGUGGUGGAUGCCAAGUGUGCCCAUUAUAUACCCCCCAUAGGUAACCACAGUUCAGGGGAAUCCAUAUUGUUGUUUCAAACUCACAGAAUUGGUCAAGUAGAAAGUGUCUUCUGAGGGACUCCCUGCAUCAGCUGAGGGAGCUGUAUAGCAGGUGCUCUUAGUUUUUACCUCUUUAAGCCUUUAUGGGCAUCUGUAUUUCAAGGGGUUAUCCCAUCUGGACAACCACUUUUUAGAACAAAGGCACUCAGUGAUCAACUGAUCACUACAGUCUAGUUUUUCUAGCCCUUGGUAAUCAGCUAUUAACGUUGUGUGGACAUGGUACCGUUCAAAUGAAUGGGCAAUCAUGUCAUAUAUGGUGGUAAGUCUAUUACAGUAGGCAUAGGCUACUUUGCACAGGCUUUCCAAUGUGGUUUAUAAAGGGGAGUACUGAAAAAUAGCUGCUUACUUACAAGAUGGAAAUCUGGGUAGUGGCAUACCUUCAAUGGAGGCAAACCAUGCAACUGCUACUUGAUCUGAGGUGGGGGACCUGGUGGUGAAGUCCUUCUUCUCUUUUCAAUAUAAAAACACUGCAUUAAAGUCAGAUAAAGUGGAUGAAGCCAGGUGUGACGUUUUAGUACAAUUUUUUAAAAUUAAAAUCUUAUGCCUAAUUUAAAAAAAGAAAACUCAUCAUAAAUCUGGGGCAUUGCACUUUGCAUUCUGCAUUGUCUGGGGGGUGAUUGACACUCAUAUAAUGGGAAGCUGGGUGGGGCAGGGGGGUCCAAACAAAAUUUUAUUAUAGGGACCUAUGAGAUCUGUGUAGGCCCCCUGCAUCAGGGUAAUGAAUUUACAGCGAAAAAUGAAUCCUGUGCCCUACAAACAUGCCACCACAAACACAGUCCCGCUAUGGGAGAACCAAUAAUUCUACUUAUCAUUAAUACGGUAUAUGGUAAAAUAAUAUGUAAAAAUCUAUUUAAAUAUUUGCCUUUUUUACCUUGACAAUUCUUCAUGCAUAUCUGUAGUUAGGACUCAAUAACGAGCACUGGGCCUUAACCUAUUGAAUUCACAUUACAAAGUACAAGGCCCAUACUUUCUACCUCGUGUGUACAAAUCUACAACUAUUUAAGUUAUUUAAAUCUGCAGUAUUCACACUGCUUGAAGCCGCUUCCUGUCUGCUUUAUAAAAUUGUAUAUAGGUAUUGGUUUUUCAUUCAGUAUUUAUAUUUUUUCCACUAUGUACAUAGGAGACGCUGCACUUCUGUUUAUAUAUUGCUCCAAUAUAAACUAAUUUUUUUUUGUAAAUGACUGUGUAUUUUUUAUUGUUCCAUAAAUAAUAAUGUGCAUGAAAAUAUUGUCCAGCAUUUCCCUAAUGACGACUAAAGUGAAA
Bufo gargarizans (Asiatic toad) is the source of this 2949-nucleotide messenger RNA. It is a transcript of the gene WNT9B, whose product is annotated as Wnt family member 9B. The record is from RefSeq and is a predicted model, not a curated record. Gene Ontology annotation, cellular component: extracellular region. The coding region runs from base 39 to 1097 and encodes 352 amino acids. NCBI's taxonomy places the organism in Eukaryota, Metazoa, Chordata, Amphibia, Anura, Bufonidae. Gene Ontology annotation, molecular function: cytokine activity; frizzled binding. The transcript is spliced from 4 exons. Gene Ontology annotation, biological process: canonical Wnt signaling pathway; neuron differentiation; multicellular organism development.